This is a messenger RNA of Microthlaspi erraticum, 1005 nucleotides long. NCBI's taxonomy places the organism in Eukaryota, Viridiplantae, Streptophyta, Magnoliopsida, Brassicales, Brassicaceae. The record is from the annotation of a GenBank genome assembly.
AUGGAUAUUGGAAUGUGGAUUGGAAUUGCUUUCGCUCACCAUGUGCGUGAACUGAUACUCAAUACUGAAUCUGUGGCUCAGAAAUGGUCGUUCAAGUUGCCUAGAAGCUUGUUUAACUCCCAAACACUAGAGACCUUGGUCCUAACCGGUUGGGUUCUUGUAGAAGUUCCUUCUCAGGCUCGUCUCAAGUCUCUUAAGACUUUGCAUCUGUACUCUGUGGAAUACAAAGACGACGCAACGGUUGUUAACCUUUUAUCUGGCUGCCCUAAACUUGAAGAUUUGGUAGUGCAGCGAGGCCUAGGUCUAGUGGAUGUGGAGAUUUUCUCUAUCGUGGUUCCGUCUCUACAGAGGCUAACGAUUUAUGAUGACAAUGAUUGGCAAGGGUUUGGGGGAUAUGUGAUAAAAGCUCCAUCUUUGAAAUACUUGGAGAUUAGAUGGAUGCAUGGUCUUCAGUUAUGUCUGAUUGAGGAUGCACCUGAGCUGGUGGAGGCCAAAAUUAUCAAUGUCUCUAACGUAGUGAGCGAGAAUAAUCUGGGAUCUCUCACUUCAGCCAAACGUCUUUCGUUGGAUUUGUCACCCUUGGAGAUUACAUUUCCUACGGGUCUUAUCUUCUGUAGGCUGGUAUAUUUGGAGCUACUUACAUGUAGAGCUGAGUGGUGGAAUCUUCUUGUGCCCAUGCUCAAUGCUUCUCCUAAAUUACAAGUCCUCAAGCUCAUCGGUCAAUCUUGGUCAGAGGCUGAAAAAGAUGGUGUGGAAUGGAGUCAAGCCAAGAAUGUUCCUGAAUGUUUGUUGCUUCAUCUUGAGACAUUUGUGUGGAAAGGCUGUGAACAAUUACUAGAAGAGGAGAAAGAGGUGGCCAAGUACAUCCUAAGAAACAGUAAUCGUUUGAAGAAAGCGAUUUUCUCCACAGAAGGCUAUGAAGGUACCAACUUCGAUCAAGAGAUGGUGAAGGAAUUGGAAAGUGUGGUUAGAGCUUCGAAUUCAUGCCAGCUUGUGUUCAAAUGA